This is a messenger RNA of Adineta steineri, 1239 nucleotides long. NCBI's taxonomy places the organism in Eukaryota, Metazoa, Rotifera, Eurotatoria, Adinetida, Adinetidae. The record is from the annotation of a GenBank genome assembly.
AUGACGUCAGACUCAAUAGAACUUGAAGAACUUCAAUUUUAUAAAUUAUUAACAUCUAAUUUUUCUGAUUUAUACACAAAAGCUCAAAGUACAUGUUCCAUUAUUGUGAUACCUCAACAACUAUCGUAUUUAUUUCCAUUGAAACGUGAUAUAUUCGAAUCACAUGUAUACCGUCCUUCACCAAUGUAUGUACGUAAACAUGUUUCAUGGAAUGAUAAAUAUGAAAUUGAGUUUGAUAAUAAUCGUACAAUACGUUUUUUCUAUAAAAAAGAUGGUGUAGGUGAAAAACGUAUUAAAGUUUUGAGUCAAGAAGAUGUGCGAGAUACAAUUCGUAAAACUGCUUAUAGUAUAUUAAUUAUUGAACAACCAUUGAUUGAUAUUACUGGAAUAGAAACUACAUUAAAUGGUUCACCAUCAAGACAAAUAAUCAGACCUAUGAAACAAACGGAACAUCUAUUCACUCAAUCAACAGCUAGUUAUGAAUCAUCAUUUAUGUAUCUUGAUUCAAUACGUCAAAUUGAACCAGCAUUUGCACGUUUACAUAAAGCAUUAUUUUUAUUUACUGAAAAAUAUGUUUUAUUACCAAAAUUUAUUGAAGAUGCUAUUGAUAAACUUCGUCAAUUUCGAUUCGAUUUUCUUCAUGAAUCAUAUCAAUUAUUAAAUAAAAAUUAUGAAGAUCGUAAUCUUGAAUUAGCAAGUGAAAUCUAUAUAACAGGUUAUACAUAUACAAAAUUUUGGCCAACAAUUGUUCAGUAUAAUGAAGAUAAAGAUAAAAUUUUAUUUAAAAAUAUUCAAACAAAAUAUAAAAGACAACGAACAGAAUCAAAUAAUUUUGAAAUGAAUGCAAAUCAAAAUUUUUUUAAUGAAUUAAAAAAAUUAGAUGAUCUUAAAUCUUCCUAUGAAAAAGCUAAAUGUCUUAAUUCAGCCAUUCAUAUAAUGAUAACACAAAAAUCAAUGAUACUUGAUUCAAAAAAAUCAUCGGUUGCUUAUCAUUCACCAUCGAAAUCAACGGCAAUGUCAGCCGAUGAAACUUUACCUGCAUUUAUGGAUCUCAUAUGUCAAUUUAUAUUAACAUCAGAUACAAAUUGUUCUAUUCAUUUAGCUGCACAUGAAUAUUAUAUAGAAAAAUUUCGAUUUAUUUCUCUUCCAUCAGACAUGGAUUAUGAUUUUACAACUUAUCGAGGUGCUAUUGAAUAUCUAACAAAUAGUUCUUCUUCUUUUUCGUUUUUAAAUUCAUAG